GGGUUUUUUGAUGGCUGAAUAAUCUUUAAUCCAAGGAAUUAAAUUGCGCUCUCUUUCCGCUUCUCUCUCUUUCUCAAUUUAUUAGAAUUUUGCUCUAAAUACUAUUUAGAUUAAAAUAAUCACUUCUUCUAUCCACGAAUUUGUGAUUCUUUUUUUCCUCAAAAAGAUAAACAAUGUCUAGUCGCUCGAUAAAGAGUUUUCCUCAAGAGAUCAUUGUCGAAAUACUGUUACGACUCCCCGUCAAAUCCCUAUGUCGAUCUAGGUCUGUAUGCAAACUAUGGCUUGCAUUAAUCAACGAUCCUCACUUCAUAGCUUCACACCUCCGCCACACUAAAACUCACAAGCUCAUUCUCGCUUCUCACUCUCUUUACUCUGUAAACUACGAAGCCACACCAAUCGAUGAAGAAUUAGUUGCUCUGGAACUUGAUUUUCCCUUGAAAUCGGUUCCCAGAAAUGCCCCAGUUCAGAUCUUUGGCUCUUGUAAUGGGUUGCUGUGUAUAAAGUCCGUCCCUGAAGCUUUCUUCCUGUUCAAUCCUGCAACUGGAGAGUCCAGGAGAGUACCGGAAUUUCAAUUGACUACUUUGAAUCACAGUUGUAUACAUGGGUUUGGUUAUUGUGAAGUUACUGAUGAUUAUAAGGUUGUGAAAGUUAUUGUUCCAUCUAUUGUGUGUGUGUUUUCGUUGCGAACUGGGUCUUGGAGAAGAGUGAAAGAUUGUCAUUAUUUAUAUCCCUAUUGUGCUUCAGGUACACCACUUAAUGGAGCUAUUCAUUGGGUUUUAACUAGACCUGGUGAUGGUGUUGUUAAUGUGGUAGUUGCUGCGUUUGAUUUGGCAGAGGAGGUAUUUACAGACAUUUCGCUUCCCGAAGCUUUGAGAGAAAUUUCGCUUCCUGAAGCUUUGAGAGACUUUGGGUUGUCUUCGCUUGCGACUGGGGUUCUUGGAGGGUGUCUGUGUGUGUUGCAUCAUCAUGGGGGGCUUAGUAGAGAAUUUUGGGUUAUGAAAGAAUAUGGUGUAGUGGAAUCUUGGACGAAAGUUUUGAUUCAACAACCAUAUCAUGUGUUAAGGCCAUUGUGUAUUUUGAAGAAUUGUAAAAUGUUGUUGGCUAUGAAUGGGCAGCAUUUAGUUCUUUGUGAUCGGAGAGAUGGUUCGUGUAAAGAUUUUAUGGUUGUUAACAUGCCACUUCUGUUUGAUGCUGAUGUUUAUGUGGAGAGCCUUGUGUCACCCAAAUACAGGUAUAGGAAUCAAGAUUUGUUAAUGGAAGGUAAUAAUCAAUGAAAUCAAUCCAUGUUUGUGUUGUUUAUGCUCUACUUUAUCAUAGCUUUAGUGUCUGUUUUUUUAUAAUAUAAUUCUCCUUUGGUUAUGCAUUCUUAGUGCUAUACCUACUGUGUUAUUGUACUUAUUGUUAUAAGAAAAAAAUUUUAAGCUUUCUUUUACAUUUA
Molecule: messenger RNA, 1438 nt
Organism: Mangifera indica (mango)
Lineage: Eukaryota; Viridiplantae; Streptophyta; Magnoliopsida; Sapindales; Anacardiaceae
Product: F-box/kelch-repeat protein At3g06240-like
Exons: 1
Coding region: 174-1274 (366 amino acids)
Molecular function (GO): protein binding
Source: RefSeq, a predicted model, not a curated record